Molecule: messenger RNA, 3825 nt
Organism: Pangasianodon hypophthalmus (striped catfish)
Lineage: Eukaryota; Metazoa; Chordata; Actinopteri; Siluriformes; Pangasiidae
Gene: rxfp2b
Product: relaxin family peptide receptor 2b
Exons: 18
Coding region: 175-2442 (755 amino acids)
Biological process (GO): G protein-coupled receptor signaling pathway
Cellular component (GO): membrane
Molecular function (GO): protein binding; G protein-coupled receptor activity
Source: RefSeq, a predicted model, not a curated record
AGGUGUUCAGAGUCAGUCAGUCACUUCUGUGGCUGUGGUGUCAGUACUCUCUCCAGGACAUGCUGCGUGCGGCUCAUGGCAUGGGGCUGACAGAAGACUCGGGGUGUUUGGUGAGACGCGCAGGAGGUGUGUGUGAAGCUGAGGUGUGAGUGGGGCUCUGUGCACACAGCCACCAUGAGCUCAGUCAGUCCGCGCGCAGGAUAUUCCCUCUGCUUGGAUAUUAUUUCACUGGUGCUGUCUCUCCUCGUGUUCAUGUCCACAGUCAGAGCAGGGCUUGGUAGCACAUGGUCAGCAUCUGAGAUCUGCCCACUCGGCCACUUCCCGUGUGGAAAUGUGAGUGUGUGUCUGCCUCAGGUGCUGCACUGUAAUGGCCAAGAGGACUGUCCUAACGGAGCUGAUGAGGAGCACUGUGGAGAUAACAGUGGCUGGGCCAAUUUUUUCGACAGGACCAUUCAAAUACCGCUCCCACGUGAUCUGUCCACAGACUGCUUUCUGCAGCAGUACCCCGAUCGCUGUCAGUGCAUUGAGCUGGAGCUUCAGUGUGUGCGCAUCAGUUUGAAUUCCGUGCCGCACGUCUCACCCAAUGUGACUUCUCUGUCUCUUAAGAGCAAUGAGAUUCGAGUAUUACCAGAAAAUGCUUUUAGUAGAUACACAGAACUUCAAAGACUAUUUCUUCAGGAUAACUGCAUAAGCUCUGUGUCUGAUCGGGCUUUUAAUGGAUUAUUCAAAUUGCAGAAACUGUCUUUGAGCCAAAACUGCAUCACUUUAUUAAAACAUGGAGUCUUUGCUGAUCUCCACCAACUCAACUGGCUAAUUCUGGAUGACAAUCCUCUGAAAACCAUCACUGUGAACACAUUCACUGGCCUGAGAUCUCUCUUCUUCCUGUCGAUGGUGAACACCUCGCUUGAACGGCUUCCUUCAUCCAGACUCUGCAGACACAUGCCCUUUCUCAACUGGCUGGACUUUGAAGGGAACUGCAUUCAGAGGCUGAACUACUCCACCCUGCUGUCCUGUGAUGAGCUCACUGUGCUAUCACUGCGAGCAAAUCACAUCAAGAGGCUUCCGGAAAACACUUUUCAAUCUCUGCAUGUGCUGGGAGAGCUGGACCUUUCCAGUAACCAAAUAAAAGAGCUGCCAUUGAACAUCUUCAGGGGUUUGCAGUCUUUACAGAUACUGAAUCUUUCCCAAAACCCAUUGAGCCACAUCCACCUGAGCCAGUUUGAUCAUCUCACGCAACUCCAGUCACUGGGCCUGGAAGGAGUGGAGAUCCCAGACAUCCAGACCCGCAUGUUCCAGUCAAUGAAGAACCUCUCCUACAUAUACUUUAAGAAAUUCCAGUACUGCUCCUACGCUCCUCAUGUCCGGAAAUGCAAGCCCAACUCGGAUGGCCUCUCGUCUUUUGAAGACCUCCUGGCGAGUGUAAUCCUCCGGGUCUCUGUGUGGGUGAUGGCCUUCCUCACCUGCUUUGGGAAUCUCUUCGUCAUUGGCAUGCGCACGCUCAUCCGUGCAGAGAACAACCUGCAUGCCAUCUGCAUCAAAGUUUUGUGUUGUGCAGAUUGUCUGAUGGGCGUCUACCUUUUCUUUGUGGGCAUCUACGAUGUAAAGUUCCGUGGAGAGUACAACAAGAAUGCCCAUGUGUGGAUGGAGAGCCUUGAAUGUCGCACCAUUGGCUUUCUGGCCAUGCUGUCCUCCGAGGUGUCUGUCAUGCUCCUCACCUACCUGACCCUGGAGAAGUUUCUGGUUAUUGUGUUCCCACUGAGUCACCUAAGGCCAGGGAAAAAUCAGACAUUCACCAUUUUGGCUGUGAUCUGGCUCGUAGGAAUCUCGAUUGCCACUGUGCCGCUGCUCAACGACGAGCUCUUCGGGAACUACUACGGCCGAAACGGCGUCUGCUUCCCUCUGCACUCUGAGCGUGUAGAGAAACCUACAGCGAAGGUAUAUUCCAUCGGCAUAUUUCUGGGACUCAACCUAGUAGCAUUCCUCAUCAUCGUCAUCUCCUACUCCAGCAUGUUUUACUCCAUCUACAAGACAGGCAUUAAUGCCACAGAGCUGCGCAGCCGGCUGCACAAGGACGUGGCUGUGGCCAACCGCUUCUUUUUCAUCGUGUUCUCUGAUGCCCUCUGCUGGAUCCCCAUAUUCCUGGUCAAAAUUCUCUCUCUGCUCGAGGUGGAGAUUCCAGGAACCAUCACAUCUUGGGUGGUAAUCUUCAUCCUGCCUAUCAACAGUGCCUUGAACCCCAUCCUGUACACCCUGACUACCAGCUUCUUCCGAGAGCAGGUGGAGCUGAUGCUGUGCCAGUGGCAAAGACACUCCACCCUCAGAAAGGAACGGAAGAGCUUGACCAGCUCAGUCAUUGACAUAGAAAACUCACGACGUCCAUACUGCACGCGUGACUUCGUGCCACGGACCUCCAUCUUAAACUUUAAUGGCAGUUUCAGAUGAACUGCUGAGUAUCCUGUGAGUUUAUAAACCGAUGGAAAAGAGGUUUGGUUCCCCAGGUGACGCUUGGAGAUGUGAUGAUACUGUACCUUGGUUUGGUUCUGCUUUAUGUUGAUCCAAGAAGUGAAAGCCAGCAGUGGAUAUGUACACAAAACCUGAGGUAACCUCAGCACGAACGAAGAAUGGGACUUUUACAGGACAGACCACAACUUUACUAGACAUGAUAUUCAUGUACUCAAAAUAUGUUUUACAGAGAUUCAGCAAUCAUUGUACUGAACAAUGCUAGUUACCAAGCAACUAGCAUCUUACUGAGUAAUUAAAUGGAAGGCAUACUCCAUAAGACAUGCAGCUAAGCUCUUUUUCUACCGAUACCUCAUACAAGUUUCUCAUAAGCAUUGCGUCGCCAUUAGAAAAGGCUCCUAUGAAAUGUAUAACUUUAUUUAAGUGUUCAUAAAAUGACGAAGUUCAUAAAGCUGAUACGCUGACAAUGCUGACAAAGUCACAGUUACAGGUUAGAUUUAAUUGAUAUGUCAUUAUUUCAGUAUACUCAUUAUUUUGACUUAAUAACACAGUAUUAAGAGUUUUUAUCUCAUUAUUUCAACGUAUUAUCUUGAAAUACUAUUGUGAAAUGAUGACAUAGCACCUUUUCCACAGCUUGCAUUUCAGGGCUUCUGUAAUUUUUAAAACGUAAUUUGAACAAAAUUAAUAAAGAUUCAUGUAUUUGGCAAAAUUGUCACAUCUGCCCUGAUUAUGCCCUCAUUGGCUUAUCAUAUUCUGACCAUGUCCCUCCUUCUUUUUUUAACGCCUCAUUUUCCAUAUAUGGUCAUUGUUUCCUGUUCUCAUUACCUUGUUGCCAAGGUUGUUAAUUAGUUUCACCUGCUGCUUGUUAUAAUGGUCUAGUUUGUCUAUUUAAACCCUCUUGCUUGGCUUUUGAGUUUGUAAUGUGCUGCAUGUGCAAAUCUGUAUUACAAAGCAGUGGACUUCAGUCUUGUCUCUAGUCUUAGGUCUUCGAUCUUUAUCCCAGAGAACCAGUAGUUUGUAAUGAAGUCAUGAUGAAGGCUGGUGGUUUAUGGGUUACUCUGCUGUGUUGCUAAACUGGGAUGGAUGCCUGUCUGGUGUACAGGCUCUGAUUCCUGGAUUAAUACUAAUAAAUAUGCUUUUAGUAUGUAUUUGCGUCCUGUGUCCUGCAACUGUCCUCUGUCCUGUACCCCAUGGUAAAGAUUUUAUUUAGAUAUAUUUGUUGCGUUUAGUGAUGUUACUAUGAAUUUGAAGAACUUGAAACAUGCCCAUAAUCUCUUUAAAAGUACAGUGCGUGAAAGUAUACUGUACAUUUCAGAAAUCUGUUUUACUAUCUUUGAAGCUGUUUUCUUUUUUUUUUUAAAUUCA